Molecule: messenger RNA, 2298 nt
Organism: Laetiporus sulphureus 93-53
Lineage: Eukaryota; Fungi; Basidiomycota; Agaricomycetes; Polyporales; Laetiporaceae
Product: LETM1-domain-containing protein
Exons: 8
Coding region: 95-2020 (641 amino acids)
Biological process (GO): intracellular monoatomic cation homeostasis
Cellular component (GO): mitochondrial inner membrane
Molecular function (GO): calcium ion binding; ribosome binding
Source: RefSeq, a predicted model, not a curated record
GAGCAGACUCUUCUUCUGCAUGCAGCUCUGUCGGUCGUCGGAAUUCGGUCUUGUCUCUCUACGUUCUGUCUGACCGGGAAAAACAUUGCAUUUGAUGUCUGUAUGGCUUCCCAAACCGUCGCCAUCGCUCCUUGCACGCACCUGUAGUCGCCCCAGCCCAUUUGCAGCUCUCCGGGUGCUUGCCGGGGCGAGCCACAAUGCUCUUUCUCCGCUUCCGCCGCACGCCCUCUAUGCGCUUUCAAGGCGAUUUGAAAGCACGAAGCCUGCGCCGGAGAACGUGAGAAGCGCGUCGACGGCCGCGACCGACGACUCUCAUGUGGCUGCUGAACCGAAGCCAGCGCCUCUUGCUCCAAAAGACCCUGCGGACGACGCAUCGCGGGCCACUAGAAUAUGGAAAAAGGUCAAACACGAAGCGCAGCACUAUUGGCACGGCAGCAAGCUUCUGGCAGCAGAAGUGCGCAUCUCCUCGAGGCUAGUAUGGAAGAUUCUUCAUGGAGAUAAUUUGACAAGGAGAGAGCGGAGGCAGCUGAAACGUACUACACAAGAUCUCUUGAGAUUGAUACCAUUUGCCGUUUUUGUAAUCGUGCCCUUCAUGGAACUUCUUAUCCCGGUCUGUCUGAAGCUAUUCCCGAAUAUGCUUCCCUCAACAUUUGAAGACAAGUUCGCAGCUCAAGAGAAACAACGAAAGCUUCUCCGGGUUAGACUAGACAUGGCAAAAUUCUUGCAGGAGACCCUGCGUGAGUCGGGUCUUAAGGCGAAUGCGCACAUUGUAGGCAGUGACGCGUUCAAGGAAUUCUUCCGCAAGGUCCGGUCAACCGGAGAAUUGCCUUCGGCUCAGGACGUUAUCAACUUUGCCCGUCUAUUUGACGACGACCUCACCCUGGACAACCUCUCUCGGCCCCAACUCGUCUCUUUGUGUCGCUACAUGGGCAUCAACGCAUUCGGUACGGACAACUUUCUGCGCGGCACGAUUCGCACGCGACUGCUCGAGCUCCGGCGGGACGACCAGCUCAUCGACAUGGAGGGCGUCGACAACCUCAGUGUUUCUGAGUUGCAAGCGGCUUGCCAAAGCCGCGGCAUUCGCACUGGUGGUGUCUCCCCCGCAAGGCUUCGGGACGAUCUCACCACGUGGAUCAGCCUGCAUUUGAAGAACCGGGUCAGCGGUGUGCUCCUCGUGCUUGCGCGAGCGUUCCAGUUCGAUAAGAGAUUCGGUGAUGAGGAAGACGGCAACAGUGAGAUUAUCAAGAGCCUGGAAAGCGUACUGAGCGGUCUUCCGGACAACCUGCUUAACGAAGCGGAACUCGAAGUCGACUCUGACAAGGCUAGCUACAAGCAGAAACUGGAGGUCUUGCAGCAGCAGGAAGAGCUCAUCGAGGACGAACAAGAGCAAGAGGAGAAGGAAGAGGCCGCUCGUCGUGCGCAGAAGGAGGAGGAGGCGCGCCUGGCCCAAUCGCUCUUGCCUGAGUCUGAGCUGAGGGAAGAACCUGAGAAGGUGGAAGAGCCUGACGCUCGCAUGACUACCGAGCAGCUCAAGGAGCUCGCCUCGGCUUUGUCUAUUCUCUCGACCAAAUCCAGCGUGCUCAAGGAACGUGAUGAACUCAGUGCUCUCAUGGAGGAGAACCAGGCAGCGGAGGAGGACCCGAAGUCGCCUGCGGCAGCUCUGACAAAGCGCAUCCGAAGCAUGCUCAAGAAGAUCGACAAGCAGUUGUCGGACUACGAUGCACGCGUUGGCUCGUCACUGCAGAUGAUCUCGUGCGACCCGCAAGGCCGGAUUUCCGUGGAGGACCUGCACAAAGCGCUUGCGGUCAUCAAGCAUAAGCCGGAUGAGGAAGUCGGAAACAAAGUCAUCGAGAAGCUGGACGUGGACAAGGAUGGAUAUGUCGAGUUGGAGCACGUGCUUGGGUUAGUGAGGGAGGAGGGGCUGGGUACGGUGUUGGAUGACGAGGCGCAGUCCAUCAUUGGCCAGGGCGAUGAAAUCAAGAAAAGCAAGCCGAGGAAAGAGGACAUCGUUCAGGAAUGAUUCUUUUCAUGACGCUGAUAUUAGCUCAUUCAUGCUUAAGAGUGAGCUCGAGUUUGCUCCUUCCAUCUAGCACAAUGCAACAUGCGGCCUGAUGAGGAUGUUCCUGGGGUGACCUGCUAUGGACAGUCCGACAAUCCCGACAGUUACUAUAGCAAGUACUUGAACAUGCAGCUUCCAUUAUAAGAUACACCUAGACACACGAUGCAUUCAAACAAAAUGUAACUGUGGUUUGAAGCGUGCUCACUUCGCAGUAGAGCCAUCACUCAAGCUUUCUGGGC